CCCAAGCUUUUUCAUUUUCGCAGACGCCUGACAAGGGGCACGAGCACAUGAUACGCAUUCGACAAAAAAUAGGGGAGAAAGCGAAUGUCACUAAAACAUGCAUGCAGACAAGGCAGAAACUCAAGGCUUGCUCACUUUAGCAGAAAGCCGCCUUGAAUUUCGCCGGCUUGCUUUAUCAACACCACUCUCGUUCUCGUCGUCGCCUGACUUCUUUCCUCUCUUUCCGACGCUCUCCUUCCUCGGCUUUCCUGUGGAUACUUUAUCUGCUUUAGAUGGGCGACCGCGUUUUCGUUGUGGCGUGCCGUCCGCGGGAGCAGAGGUGCGUUUCCUGCCUCGAGGUUUUGGAGAUGCACUCUCGUCCACUCCUCCUUGCUCCUCCCCUUCGUCGUCUCCUUCCGCUUCAGACCAUACCGCACCUUCAGCGAGUGUGACUACCUCUCCCUUAGAGAAAUCUUUUGCUUUCGUUGGGUCUCUUCCUCCAGUGUCAGCCUUUCUCCAGAAUUGCUCUAGUAGAUUAGGCGAAUCUUCGAAAGAUUCGGCAGGCUCUCGGGUGUUGUGCGCCUUGCUGUACCCCUUCCACUAGAAAAUAUUCACAAUAUGUUUAUCGUGGGCAAAGAAAUAGUAUACAGCUGUUAACAGACCUUCACGAGAUAUUUCCACUCAAUAUGUUUUCCGUACUUGAGACUCACGAUUGCGUCUGAGAUUUUUCGACUUCAUAUUCAUCCUCUUCCUGCUUGCGUCUGCCCAUUUUCUGCACACGCGUCCUUUUGCUUUAGUGCUAAAGAUAGAGACGCUGAGUGAGAUGAUGGGGGUAAAAG
This is a messenger RNA of Fomitiporia mediterranea MF3/22, 818 nucleotides long. RefSeq lists its product as uncharacterized. The record is from RefSeq and is a predicted model, not a curated record. NCBI's taxonomy places the organism in Eukaryota, Fungi, Basidiomycota, Agaricomycetes, Hymenochaetales, Hymenochaetaceae. The coding region runs from base 98 to 583 and encodes 161 amino acids. The transcript has 5 exons.